Molecule: messenger RNA, 2419 nt
Organism: Blastomyces gilchristii SLH14081
Lineage: Eukaryota; Fungi; Ascomycota; Eurotiomycetes; Onygenales; Ajellomycetaceae
Exons: 2
Coding region: 280-1812 (510 amino acids)
Source: RefSeq, a predicted model, not a curated record
GUGAUCUGGGACGAACGGCAUAAAUCAUGUGAUGUGUUCGCCGAACGCAGGUGCACAGACCACAUCGCUUAACCUGGCUAGCUUCCAGGCAUUUUCCCAUCAAGAACCAUCUCUGAUUUCUCUUCUCUUUGUCUUCUUCUCUAUUUUAUCCCUCCCGAAUUCUGUGCAAAGUUGAUUCCUUGAAAAAAGGGUAGCAAUCCAUAUGUGACUAGUGGGUUUGUUUCUCCCUCUGCUCAAUGCACUGUUGUCAACCACUCUUAAUUGUUGGGGUUUUGUAGAAUGUCUCCCGCUCGAACCUCAGAGAAGAAUGAGCAAAGGAAAGAGAUCAUAGCUCUGGCCAGGGGCUUUGAUACGCUUAUUGACACGAUCCAGAAACUAGCAUGGCAAGAAAGAGAGUUGUGGAACAAACUCCAGUUUGCUCAUAAUGAGUACUUGAAACUUGCCAGCCAGCUGCCCAACCGCUCUGGCACUGAAACAGAAAUAGCUGAAAAGAUAUAUCCUGUUCCUUUUGAAAAAUCCAACUGCGAUACACCCGCAGACCACACAGGGUGGAUUUACGAUGUAGAGAAAGCUGGCUACAUCACAACUUCAGAGCUCGACGUUAUCGCCAAAGGACUUGAAGCCUACCGAAACUUGGCCGAUAGACGCAUUACGCGCGAUGGGUAUCAUCAAAAUAACAAUACGUGUCUCGUUGCGGUGGAUGCGAAAGCUAGGUCUUCUCUUGAGCAUGAUUUCACUGUCAAGGGUGUGCAAGGUAACCUUCGUUGUCCCUUUGCAAUUCCGAAUGGCACUGGGCCUGCACCUAAGUUGGCGAACCAAAGUUCAGAUACUUGCGCGCAUGACCUAGACCCUAUCAAAGCUGAAUCUCUCCAGGGUACUCGGUCUUGCUCGGUGCAAGACGCUGUUCCCAGAUGUCCUAUUAGGUAUCUAGAUGACCACUCUCCAGAGGAAGUGGCCAAGUAUUUCCAAAAACACAAGCAUGAGAUACCUCGCAGCCAUGCUAUUUGUAUUCAGCGGUAUCAAAGAGACUCGAAGAGCAUCCGUCAACUAGAUGAGAAAUAUGGGGACAUGGUCAAUAUGAUUAAAGGACUAGGCCUUUAUCAUCAACCGUAUCUCCCCUCAACCCAAGGACCUGGUAGGCCAGGUGAUACGGCCUCGGUUUCUAUCGGGAGAGUAGAAAAAUGGGCCGAGGAGGUUGGCGCAAAAGCCCCAGAGAUAGAGGUCAUGCCGGCUUCCCGUGGAGAGGAAGAUCAUGCUAAGGAGGAGAAAGAGGACGAUGACGAGGAACAAAGGAGCAACUAUUUCAACAGGUCAUUACGAGACGUGCGAGUAGGAGAGUCACCUAGUCGACCUUGGGGAAUCCAUGUUCCUAUCUCUCAUCAGAAUGUUGUUCCGAGUCCUAAUUUGUCACCAGCUGCACCAAUUGUCGAUUCUGGUGUAACUGGAAGUCCUCGGUUGGAAGAUUAUGAGAAGGAUGGCUUGGAGCAGUCAUCCGUCUCGACCCCAUUGCCGGAGAAGAUGAGAUCACCGCCGACUGCGGGUCGAUGCCCAUUCAAAAAUCUCGUGGAUAAGGACGCCCAACCACCGACGAGUGUUCCUGGCUCUGCGGUUGCCGAUGUACAAACAGAGGAGACUCCAAGACAUCUACCUCCCGACAAUUUUAUCUCUCCCAAUAAUGGUGAAAGGCAACCACCCCCGACCUCCUCCGUUCAGCCUAAGAUGGUAUUUCAUGGGCCUGUGUUUUUUGGUUAUUCGGCAGAGCAAACUGCCACGCUCCUACAGCAACUCAGUCAUUCCAGCAGUUUGAAAUAGGCAUUCUCUACACGUUGCUGUUGUUCCUCACACUUUACUUGGCUUUUUUUCCCUCCCGAUAUAUGUAGUCAACACUUAUCUUAUAAUACCCAAUGCUCUUUUUUGGCGUUUGAAUUCUUUCAACAUUGCCUUGAUUUACUACGUGCAGCUUCAGCAUAUAUUUUUUAUCACUAAUUGAGAUAGUUUGAGACCUGUUGGGUUUGCUCGCGUCUCCUGGUAGAGCUACGACUAAUAGUAUCAUAAAACCCUGCUGCCGACAUUUAAUGAGAACCGGAAUCUGACGAGGAAAAGCCAAACCUGUUUUUAACAAGCCGCUCUCCAGAUACAGAAAACAGGAGACAGCUAAUAAAAUUGCAGCCUUUCUGGACUUGGAAACUAAAGUUUCAAUACACCUAAAUGCUGUGCAUCCAAUGCUGACGAUGAUAAGGAAGGAAGAAACUUGUAUAUCGUAGGAGUAAUAUUCGCAAUAAACAGGGCAGUUGAACAUGCUAGUAAAGAAAACAAGAGCUUACCAAUCAAUGCAGGUGCGACAAAUAUAUCAUAUUUUUGUACUCCGUAUUGUUCUAUUCAUAUUCUGUCUUGGAGGAUAACGUUGUUGUGUAUUGUA